UCACCGGGUGGAGCUUGUGAACGUGGGAACGUUUGUGGGUUGCUGCGGGUCUGGAGUAAUACUUGUUUGACAGGAACGUGAGGCGGCCUCAGCACAGGGAUUGAAAACAGAAGUUAGUAACAGUGUGUCUGUGGCAGUUAGCGAGGCAGACUCGAGAGCUAUAAAUGAUUUGUACGAGUCUAAGCAACAGGGCACAGAGCGAAAUGUCAGGGACUGUUUCAGCCUUGAGCAAAGGGAAGCGCGACUAGUACACCGCAACGCGGAAAAUAUUCAUCAGGGGGAGAGAAUGCGAAUGGUGCGAAGAUGCCGAAAUCAAACAAAAUGGAAACGAUGUAGCGUCGCUGCGGCAUUUCAUAUAGCUAGAACUAACGUUAGAGUAGAGAAUAGAUAGCUAAGGAGCUAGCAGGUUAACUAACAUACAUGUAAAGUUAUUCCCCGGAGAAGCUGAAGCAGAGCCCGGAGGCGUGUGUUGAAUAAGAAGAGUUCAUCAGUGUUGCGAAAUCAAAGAAGAUAAAAACAAGAAGAUGCUACGGAGAAGACUGAACCGUUUGCUUGGCGGCGAUGAAAGAAGAGUAGACAGUAGGACUAUCUAUGUUGGUCAUCGGUCAUCUUCUACCACUGAGGCUUUCAUCCCACCCAAGUUCUGUGAUAACAGGAUUGUGUCCUCCAAGUAUACAGUUUGGAACUUUCUACCAAAGAACCUGUUUGAGCAGUUUAGAAGAAUUGCCAAUUUCUACUUCCUUAUCAUCUUCCUGGUGCAGGUGAUAGUGGACACCCCCACCAGCCCAGUCACCAGUGGCCUACCCUUAUUUUUUGUGAUUACAGUAACCGCUAUCAAGCAGGGCUAUGAGGACUGGCUACGGCACAAGGCUGACAAUGAGGUGAAUAAGUACCCAGUGACCGUGCUAGAGCAAGGCCGGAAGAUACGGAAGGAGAGUGAGAAGAUCAAGGUUGGAGAUGUUGUUGAGGUGGAGGAAGAUGAGACCUUUCCCUGUGAUUUAAUACUGCUGCAGUCUAGCCGAGAUGACGACACAUGUUUCGUUACCACAGCAAGUCUGGAUGGAGAGUCCAACCAUAAGACACACUACACAGUGCCAGACACGGAGAAGGAUCUGGAAUCUCUCAACGCCACCAUCGAGUGUGAACAGCCACAGCCUGACCUUUACAAGUUUGUCGGCCGUAUGCACAUCUACAAAAAUGAACAGGAGCCUGCAGUAAGGUCUUUGGGCCCAGAAAACCUCCUGCUGAAAGGGGCAACUUUAAAGAACACUCAGAAAAUCUGUGGUGUUGCAGUUUAUACUGGCAUGGAGACAAAGAUGGCUCUCAACUACCAGGGCAAGUCUCAGAAACGCUCUGCUGUGGAGAAGUCUAUCAAUGCCUUCCUUCUGGUUUACCUUUGCAUAUUGGUGAGCAAGGCCCUAGUGUGCACUACUCUUAAGUAUGUGUGGCAAAGCAAGCCCGGGCAGGAUGAGCCCUGGUACAACGAGAAAACCCAGAGAGAGAAGGACACCAAUCUGUACCUAAAGAUGUUCACUGACUUCCUGUCCUUCAUGGUGCUCUUCAACUUCAUCAUUCCGGUGUCCAUGUAUGUGACGGUUGAGAUGCAGAAGUUUUUGGGAUCCUUUUUCAUCACAUGGGACAAGGACUUCUUUGACCCUGAAAUCAAGGAGGGAGCACUGGUCAACACUUCAGACCUCAAUGAGGAGCUGGGACAGGUGGAGUAUGUCUUUACAGACAAGACGGGCACGCUCACUCAGAACAACAUGGAGUUCAUAGAGUGCUGCAUUGACGGCUUUCAGUACAAGUACCGGGACGCAAACUCAGAGUUGGACGGAUUCUGUGUCACAGAUGGACCUGUGAACAAAGUGCAGGAGAAAGCUGGCAGGGAGAGGGAAGAGCUGUUUCUGCGUGCCCUGUGUCUGUGCCACACAGUCCAGGUGAAGGAGUCUACUAAGCAGAGCCAAGGGGACGGACUGAUAGACCAGGUGGAUGGCUUUGGGGUGGAUGGAGAGGUGCCCCGUCCACCGCAGGAGCAGAGAGGCUUUAUCGCCUCCUCCCCUGAUGAGGUUGCUCUGGUCAAGGGUGCCAUGAGGUAUGGCUUCACAUUUCUGGGUCUCGAAAGUAAAACCAUGAAAAUUCUCACCAGGAACAAUGAUGUUGAAAUGUAUGAACUGCUUCACGUGUUGAACUUUGACCCAGUGAGAAGGCGAAUGAGUGUAAUAGUCAGAUCCAAAUCAGGUGAUACGUUGCUCUUCUGUAAGGGAGCGGACUCUUCCAUCUUUCCUCGAGUCAGACAGGAGGAGGUUGAACGGAUACGCAUGAAUGUGGAGCGUAAUGCAACAGAGGGCUACCGGACGCUAUGUGUGGCCUACAAAUAUCUCAGUGCAGAAGAGUACGCCCAGGCAGAUGCAGGAUUGAGGGAAGCUAGACUGGCUCUGCAGGACAGAGAGGAGCAGCUCAUUACUAUUUACAACCAAGUGGAGACUGGCAUGAGUCUAAUAGGAGCUACUGCUGUAGAAGAUCGGCUUCAAGAGGAGGCAGCAGAGACCAUGGAGGCUCUGCAGGGUGCAGGCAUUAAAGUUUGGGUCCUAACAGGGGACAAGAUGGAGACAGCAAAGUCCACCUGUUAUGCUUGUAGGUUGUUCCAGAGAAAUACUGAGCUGUUGGAGCUGACAGUGCGUACUUUGGAUGAUGGAGGGAGGAGGCGGGAGGAACGACUGCAUGAGCUCUUGCUUGAAUAUCACAAGAAAGCUGUACAGGAUGCACCACCGGUUAAGGCCGGCGUCACCAGGACCUGGUCUUCAGCAACCCAGGACUAUGGUUUCAUCAUAGAUGGAGCCACUCUAUCGAUGGUGCUCAACUCCUCCUCUGAAUCCAACUCGAGUCGCUACAAGAACCUGUUCCUGCAGAUAUGUCAAAACUGCGCAUCUGUGCUCUGCUGCCGCAUGGCUCCUCUACAAAAGGCACAGAUAGUUAAAAUGGUGAAGAAUUCUAAAGGCAGCCCAAUCACCCUUUCCAUUGGAGAUGGUGCCAAUGAUGUCAGCAUGAUUUUGGAAGCUCACGUUGGCAUUGGUAUUAAGGGUAAAGAGGGUCGGCAGGCAGUGAGGAACAGUGAUUAUGCCAUCCCCAAACUCAAGCACCUCAAGAAACUUUUGUUGGCUCAUGGGCAUCUCUACUAUGUUCGCAUUGCACACCUGGUGCAAUAUUUCUUUUACAAGAACCUUUGCUUCAUCUUACCUCAGUUUUUGUACCAGUUCUUUUGUGGCUAUUCCCAGCAACCCCUGUAUGAUGCGGCCUAUCUGACGAUGUACAACAUCUGCUUCACCUCUAUGCCCAUCCUGGCUUACAGUCUCUUGGAGCAGCACAUCUGCAUGGAGGUUCUGCUGGACAAUUCUACCCUCUACAGAGAGAUUGCUAAGAACGCCAUGUUACGGUGGGGACCAUUCCUCUACUGGACUCUACUUGGAGUCUUUCAUGGCUUGCUCUUCUUCUUUGGUGUUCGAUAUUUGUUCAGUAACCCAGCACUGCAGGAUAAUGGCCAGGUUUUUGGCAACUGGUCAUAUGGAACAAUUGUCUUCACCGUCCUCGUCUUCACUGUCACACUAAAGCUCGCUCUGGACACGCGGCACUGGACAUGGAUCAACCACUUUGUAAUCUGGGGCUCCCUGGCUUUCUACAUGUUUUUCAGCUUCUUCUGGGGAGGAAUAAUAUGGCCUUUCCUGAAGCAGCAACGUUUGUACUUUGUGUUUGCCAACAUGCUGAGCUCAGUGUCAGCCUGGCUGGUCAUCAUCUUACUCAUCCUGCUCAGCCUACUACCAGAGAUCCUGCUUGUGGUGUUCCGCAAGCCCCGUGGGCCCCACGCUCGACAGAAGAAGCCGGUUCAGUCGAGCAUGGGGGGCAACCAGUCUCCCCGGUCUUCAGCCAGGCCCCUGCUUAUGAGAACCUUUUCAGAUGAGUCCAAUACUGUCAUUUAAACAGCUGUCAGAGGGUGGCCUCCUACAAACAUCCAGAUUGCAGCGGUCACACCACUAUCCUACAAGCACCUGAAGGAGCGUGAAUAAAAGGUGGCAAGGACUCCCAACAAUGGUGGCAUCAGCCACUUUCAGGGUCCUGUACCAGUCAGGUCCGAGCCGUCUGCCAUCAUGCCUGAUCUGAGAAGUGGAGGAGAAGAGAAGGAGGAACAAAAUGAGAAGAAAAAGAGAGAUGUGCUAACUGAGGGGGAAGGGAUAAAAAGGGGUUUAUCAGUCUUUUGACUAGCGUCUCUGCUCCGUCCUUUUUUUUUUUUUGCCCAAUCCCAACAGCUCCCAACCCCCCAACGCAUGCCUGCAGAGCAGUGCCCUGCAUUAUUAUUUUUUAAAUAUCUACUCAGAUGACUGGCAUGAGUUUUCUUUCUUUUACUUCUUUUUUUUUUUUUAAUACUAGCUUACAAAUGAAUGCAUACACGGCUGCCUUGUCAGUAGCUCUAUCGAACUGCUGUGUUUUAACAAGCAGUUGUAAUAGUAUCCAGUCCAAGAAUGGUUCACCUGCAUGAAAGAAGGCUCAAAAGAACGCUUCACUCCACUGAUGUUCAGUCACUGUAUUCUGCAAAGUUUUGGAUUAAGAAAUGACGAUCUCAAACUCUCCAACGGUUAUUCUACUUUACAGUUAUUGCGCUUUUCAACGGGUAUUCUUUAAAUGGUUAUAUCAGGAAAUGCACUCAUCCACGGGUCCAAGUGAUUCUAGAUGAAAAGUUACUGAAGGUGAUUUCAGACUGUUGAAAUCUCCAAAACUGAAUGCUUUUCUGGUUUAUAGAUGAUUUUAUGAUUAUAUGUUUCCAAAAUGAUGAAUCUGCAUUCUCUACUGCAGUGUUUCUCAAAUGGGGGUUUACAUACUUUUAGGAGUACAGCAGGGGGUACUUGAGUUUUUUUUCUAAAUGUUACAAUAUUGUUGUUUGGUAAAUUAGACACUAAUAUGGCACAUCGCUGUAUUGUGCCUCUUAAUAUCUAGGCAUUUCUUUUCUACCAAAAAUGUUUUAUGCUGGUCAGGGGGUACUUACAUUUCAAAGGGGGUACAUUGAUGAAAGAAAUUUGAGAACCACUGCUCUAUUGAAUGAAGAUGUAUGUAGGCCAUAUUAACACUCAAUCCAAAAAGUGUGUGUGUGUAUGCAAGAUUGAGAGAUAGAUUAGAGAUGUUAAGCAAUGAAACAUUGCUCGGAGCACGACCUAAAUCUUCCAACCUCAGAGAUAAUUUAAGAUGAGUAAGUUAAUAUAUGUGUAUAUAUAGCUUAGAGACAUACGAUAGCAUCUGCUCAAAGCCAAAAAAGAUGAACGUAAUGCGAUCUGAUUCUGUCCACACUAGUGUGACCUUAAAGUGACAAGUCUGUGUGUGUGUGUGUGUGUGUGUGUGUGUGUCUCUGUGUGUUAUAUAAGUGCGUGCUGGAUGAGAAAAGCCAGAAUUGCCUGUGUGUCAAGAAAACCAGGAUUACUUAAACCUUGUGAUGUAGUUGGCUUAGACAUUUCCUGCACUAUUAAGGUAGCUGGUUUCUUCAUUGCGUAGAGGGUCAUUAAGGCACAUGAAUAUAUGCCUGAGCACACGCACACAUCAGAUAGAAGAGAACAACACACACAAGAAACACACCUUGUACACAUGAAUGCGCACAUGCACUAAAGCCUAAAUUAAGUAUUUAUUUUCGUUACCCAUUAUCUGCGGUAGUUUUGCAUUUGUUUCAGGCAGGCUGAAGUUGACGUGUAAAGAAAAUUAACUCCAGACCUGCAGAGUUAACAUAGUUAAUGCCACUGUAAGGCUCCAUGCUCCAUCUCCUUCCUUCUGUUUUUGGUCAAAUUUGCUGACCGACAGGAUGACGGAGUGGACUGGUUUGGCCUUUUGUUCCUUCCUUUAACUUCUUCUUGUGUGCGUCACACAUUCCAUUUAAACAUGCCAUGGUUUCAAACACUUUCCAAAUACUGUUUUUGUUUUCUGUUUUUAUUUUUCCAGAAACAUGUAUUGUCUAUUUGGCAUAUUUAUUGUUAAGUGUACUUUUACUCACAAAUGCUACUUUUAUGACAUAAAUCUUUUUUUUUUUUAUUGUGGAGUGGUCAGCUUUGUGCCAGUUGAGUUAGUCUGUGUUAAUCCAGCCCUGAUGUGAGCCUGUGCCAAUCUUGUUUAAUAGUCUUUGUCAUACAUGCAAAGACAGGCAGCCACACACACACACACACUCCCAGUUUCACAGUCAACCUCUGAACCAAUACCACUCCUUUUACCAGGUUAUUGUAACUCUUUGUUUAAACUGAUGAGUACCUUCAUAAUCUGUCAAUAUCUUGAUUUUAUAGUUAACUACUUCACUGAUCCUGGCUGAAACAAUAACUCCGGUACUUUCUAGUACUGGCCUUGUAUUUCACCCUACUGACUGUAGCCUGACAUAUCUGAUGCAAUGCAUCUACAGAAUGGCACUCAAACGCCAAAUGGAGAUUUGAAAAAUAAGUUGAUGUUGAUUUAUUCGUAACAAAUGGAAAAAUGUACAUGCCUUUCAGUGUCAUUUUCUACUAAGACAGCUUGUUUUUCUGAUGUAAGGAAUAUGAAGGAGGCUGUUCUUUACUCUGUGACAAGUCACCUCCAGACUGCACUGUGCCAGAGACACCGGAUGUUAGAGGACACACUGAAAGGGGCUGCCUGCUUUGUUAAAAAAUGUAAAAACCUUUAAGUGACAUCAGAGAUGCUAUUUUCAGAGCUAAAAAAAAUAUCUUGAAAUCUUAACAUUUGCCUGUCUAAAUAAAAAGUAUAAAAUAAUGGAUUGUAUUUUUAAUGCAACCUUUUUCCAGCCACUUUUGUAAUAAAAUCAAAAUGUCCACACAAAAAAAAAGCACGAGAGGCUCUGUGGCUGUGGACGCUGUCCCUGUCUGUGAGGGGUGGAGGUGGACAUCUUCAGGCACCUCAGCAGCCCUGCAUCAUGCAGCAGGGACACCUCGCCACCUCCAGCCCUUUGGGUCUCCAGCCUCAACACUCCAAACCUCUAAGCUGAAUGUACCUCUUUGAAACUAGUAUGUUCAAAACCUGAAGAUUUUCUGUAAUAAAGCAGAAUGUUUUAAAGAUAAA
Molecule: messenger RNA, 7071 nt
Organism: Sander lucioperca (pikeperch)
Lineage: Eukaryota; Metazoa; Chordata; Actinopteri; Perciformes; Percidae
Gene: atp11c
Product: ATPase phospholipid transporting 11C
Exons: 31
Coding region: 525-3974 (1149 amino acids)
Biological process (GO): phospholipid translocation
Cellular component (GO): plasma membrane; endoplasmic reticulum; recycling endosome
Molecular function (GO): magnesium ion binding; ATP binding; ATP hydrolysis activity
Source: RefSeq, a predicted model, not a curated record